Messenger RNA from Choloepus didactylus (southern two-toed sloth), 3547 nucleotides. RefSeq names its product pleckstrin homology and RhoGEF domain containing G5 (gene PLEKHG5). Gene Ontology annotation, biological process: Rho protein signal transduction; endothelial cell migration. Lineage: Eukaryota; Metazoa; Chordata; Mammalia; Pilosa; Megalonychidae. Gene Ontology annotation, molecular function: guanyl-nucleotide exchange factor activity. The transcript is spliced from 22 exons. The record is from RefSeq and is a predicted model, not a curated record. Bases 217 to 3414 code for a protein of 1065 amino acids. Gene Ontology annotation, cellular component: endocytic vesicle; plasma membrane; axon.
GUCCCUGCGCUGCCCCCGCCGCGGGCGGCGCCACCCUCGGGCUCCUCCCGCCGCCCACCUGCCCCCGCCCCGCCGCCGCCGGCGAGGGUCGCGCGGCCGCGGCGCUCCGGGUCCCCCCCACCCCGGGCUCUCCCCCCACCCAGCCGCCGUCGGGCUCCCGCGCGUCCUGCUCGCGGCCCCCGCCGCUCCGAGGUGGCCCGGCGCGGCGCCUCCUCCAUGGAUGACCGGGGCCUGGCUGAGGAGGAGAAGGGGCUGUGCUGUCAGAAUCCCGACUGCAUGGACAAGGGGCGGGCAGCCAAGGUAUGCCACCACGUCGACUGCCAGCAGCUGCAUCGCCGGGGGCCCCUCAACCUCUGCGAGGCCUGUGACGGCAAGUUCCACUGCGCCAUGCAGUAUGACGGGCACGUCCGCUUCGACCUGCCACCCCGAGGCUCUGUCCUGGCCCGGAAUGUGUCCACCCGCUCAUGCCCACCGCGCACCAGCCCUGUGGUGGACUUGGAGGAGGAGGAGGAGGGCUCCACUGAUGGCAAAGGGGAUGGAAGGAGCACAGGCCUGAAACUCUCCAAGAAGAAAGCCAGGAGGAGACACACAGAUGACCCGAGCAAGGAGUGCUUCACCCUGAAAUUUGACCUGAACGUGGACAUCGAGACAGAGAUCGUCCCAGCCAUGAAGAAGAAGUCGCUGGGGGAGGUGCUGCUGCCCGUGUUUGAGAGGAAGGGCAUCACCCUGGGCAAGGUGGACAUCUACCUGGACCAGUCCAACACCCCCCUGUCCCUCACCUUUGAGGCCUACCGGUUCGGGGGACACUACCUGCGGGUCAAAGCCAAGCCCGGGAGUGAGGGCAAGGUGGAGCAGGGGGUGAAGGACUCCAAGUCUCUGAGCCUGCCGAUCCUGCGGCCCGCCGGGACAGGGCCCCUCGCCAUGGAGCGCGUGGACCCCCAGCGCAGGGAGAGCCUCGACAUCCUGGCCCCUGGCCGCCGCCGCAAGAACAUGUCGGAGUUCCUGGGGGAGGCGAGCAUCCCGGGGCAGGAGCCUCCCGUGCCCUCCAGCUGCUCCCUGCCCAGUGGCAGCAGUGGGGUCACCAGCAGCGUAGGCAGUGACAGCUGGAAGAACCGGGCGGCCAGCCGCUUCAGUGGCUUCUUCAGCUCUGGCCCCAGCACCAGCGCCUUUGGCCGGGAGGUGGACAAGAUGGAGCAGCUGGAGAGCAAGCUGCAUGCCUACAGCCUCUUCGGGCUGCCCAGGCUGCCCCGGAGACUGCGUUUUGACCAUGACUCCUGGGAGGGGGAGGAGGACGAGGAUGAGGAGGAUGAUGCCUGCCUGAGGCUGGAGGACAGCUGGCGGGAGCUCAUGGAUGGGCACGAGAAGCUGACCCGGCGGCAGUGCCACCAGCAGGAGGCGGUGUGGGAGCUUCUGCACACAGAGGCCUCCUACAUCAGGAAGCUGCGGGUGAUCACCAACCUGUUCCUGUGCUGCCUCCUGAACCUGCAAGAGUCGGGGCUGCUGUGCGAGGUGGAGGCGGAGCGCCUGUUCAGCAACAUCCCCGAGAUCGCGCGGCUGCACCGCGGGCUGUGGAGCAGCGUGAUGGCGCCGGUGCUGGAGAAGGCGCGGCGCACGCGGGCGCUGCUGCAGCCCGGGGACUUCCUCAAGGGCUUCAAGAUGUUCGGCUCCCUCUUCAAGCCCUACGUCCGGUACUGCGUGGAGGAGGAGGGCUGCAUGGAGUACAUGCGCGGCCUGCUGCGCGACAACGACCUCUUCCGGGCCUAUGUCACGUGGGCGGAGAAGCACCAGCAGUGCCAGCGGCUGAAGCUGAGCGACAUGUUGGCCAAGCCCCAUCAGCGGCUCACCAAGUACCCGCUGCUGCUCAAGUCGGUGCUGAGGAAGACGGACGAGCCGCGCGCCAAGGAGGCCGUCGGCACUAUGAUCGGCUCCGUGGAGCGCUUCAUCCACCACGUGAACGCGUGCCUGCGGCAGCGGCAAGAGCGGCAGCGGCUGGCGGCCGUGGUCAGCCGCAUCGACGCCUACGAGGCGGUGGAGGGCAGCAACGACGAGGUGGACAAGCUCCUGAAGGAGUUUCUGCAUCUGGACCUGACCGUGCCCAUCCCCGGGGCCCCCCCGGAAGAGACGCGGCAGCUGCUGCUGGAGGGGAGCCUGAGAAUGAAGGAGGGGAAGGAUGGCAAGAUGGACGUCUACUGCUUCCUCUUUACGGACCUCCUCCUGGUCACCAAGGCAGUGAAGAAGGCCGAGAGGACUAAAGUCAUCAGGCCCCCGCUGCUGGUGGACAAGAUCGUGUGUCGGGAGCUACGGGACGCCGGUUCCUUCCUCCUCAUCUACCUGAACGAGUUCCACAGCGCCGUGGGGGCCUACACGUUCCAGGCCAGCGGCCAGGCCUUGUGCCGGGGCUGGGUAGAUGCCAUUUACAACGCUCAGAACCAGCUGCAGCAGCUGCGUGUGCAGGAGCACCCAGGCAGCCAGCAACAGUUGCAGAGCCUGGAAGAGGAGGACAAUGAGCAGGAGGAGGAAGAGGACGAGGAGGACGAGGAGGAAGACAGGGAAAGUAGUACUUCUGCUGCCAGCUCGCCCACCAUCCUGCGCAAAAGCACUGACAGCCUUGACUCCCAGCACUGUGCCUCGGACGGCUCCACAGAGACCCUGGCCGUGGUGGUGGUGGAGCCUGGGGAGACUCUGUCCUCACCCGAGUUCGAGGGCGGCCCCUUCAGCUCCCCAUCAGACGAGACCUCCCUGAGCACCACUGCCUCAUCCAUCACGCCCACCAGCGAGCUGCUGCCCCUGGGCCCGGCGGAUGGCCGCUCCUGCUCCAUGGACUCUGCCUACGGCACCCUCUCCCCCACCUCCCUGCAAGACUUCGUGGCCCCAGCCCCUGCGGUGGAGCCGGUGCCCCAGCCCCCAGAGUUGCCACAAGCCCCCUCACCCCCACCCUCACCCCGCCUCCGCCGCCGCACCCCCGUCCAGCUGCUGCCUCGCCCACCUCACCUGCUCAAGUCCAAGUCUGAGGCCAGCCUCCUCCAGCUGCUCUCAGGGGCUGCCACCCGUGGGGCACCCCCAGCCCCCAGCCGCAGCCGAUCGGAGCUCUGCCUGGCCACCUCACCCCCUGGUGCUAGGACUCGGGGAUCCCCUCAGGAAGCUGGGUGUAGCUGGGAUUGCAGGAGUGCCCCAAGCCCUAGCAAUGGCCCUGAGCUGUCAGAGCUGGAGGAUGGAGCCAGCUGCCCAGCCUGGGCGCCUCCAGGCCCCGCCAGGAGAAGGUGCAGGGCGCUGCCCCCAGGGACCUCACCCGGGGUCCAGCCCGAGCACCCCCCUGGGAUCUCUGCCCAGCACAGGAAACUGACCCUGGCCCAGCUCUACCGAAUCAGAACCACGCUGCUGCUGAACUCCACGCUCACUGCCUCGGAGGUCUGAGCAGAAGGAGGCCCCCAAGGGUGCCACUGACCAAGGGACAGCAGACAGCAUGUGCCUCCUGGGGGUGGCCAGGAUCCCCACCUGCCACCCUGGGGCCCGAUUUGCACUUUGUCGGACUGGACGGAAGGAUGGA